Molecule: messenger RNA, 934 nt
Organism: Selaginella moellendorffii
Lineage: Eukaryota; Viridiplantae; Streptophyta; Lycopodiopsida; Selaginellales; Selaginellaceae
Exons: 5
Coding region: 16-762 (248 amino acids)
Biological process (GO): UDP-N-acetylglucosamine biosynthetic process
Cellular component (GO): Golgi apparatus; endoplasmic reticulum; endoplasmic reticulum-Golgi intermediate compartment
Molecular function (GO): monosaccharide binding; glucosamine 6-phosphate N-acetyltransferase activity
Source: RefSeq, a predicted model, not a curated record
UGGUAAUCCGCCGCGAUGCACAUCCAUGACCCAUGGGCUACAUCCAUGUCAAGAGCCCUAAUUCUCUUGCCACCGCCGCGAUGUCGCCUCCUCCCGCGAGCGUCGCUGAGGAAGGGGGGCAAAUUCAUCGUCACGACGGACAAGCGAGUGAUCAACGUAAGCGAGCUCGGCGCUCUUCUAGCUGCGACAGGUCAGAAUUGCCACCAGUUUCCACAGAUUGCCGGCGAUGGACGCGUCUCCAGGGUUGACGAUGCGAAGCUCCAGAGGGCUCUGGAUUUCAGCGACAUCGCGGUGGCGAUCUACGUCAAAGGCCGAUCAGUCCCUGGCGGUGAUUAUAUGGAAAGGACGUGGAGCGAAGCUAGGGAAGGAGUUUGGGACCGUCUAAACUCCGACAAAGCUCCCAAGUGCUUGGUAGCGUUUGGUCGUGCGGUGUCUGAUAAAACACUGGCUGGAUCCAUCCACGACUUGGCGGUUGCUCCUUCGAUGCAAAGGCAAGGGCUUGGGCGUCAUGUUUUGCAGCGGCUAGCACGUUAUAUGUACUACACACUGGACAUUGCAGACAUCUCAGUGCUCACUCGACCUGAAAACAUGCCUUUCUUCGCAAGUUGUGGCUUCAAGCCAGACGCGCUGUGCUCCACCUCUAUGCUGUACACAAAGACGCCACCCGUGAACUCCAAAACUUACCAUGAAGCUACCCGUGCGGGGAAAAUGACCCUGCUCGUUCCAGCUCCUUCUGUCAAGGCAAGCUUUACCGCGUUCUAAAUCAUUCUCUCGAGCUAAAGUUCGAUCGGCCGAUGCUCUCUCGCCGAGAUUGUUGAUACUCUUUCAAGUUUUUCCAGGACUCACUUCGAAGUUUUACUGCCAGCCUGAAGGGAUGAGAUGGAAAAAAAUAAAGUGUAAUACAAGGACCGAUUAAAGGUAUAUAUGGAAUCUC